This is a messenger RNA of Linum tenue, 1242 nucleotides long. Lineage: Eukaryota; Viridiplantae; Streptophyta; Magnoliopsida; Malpighiales; Linaceae. The record is from the annotation of a GenBank genome assembly.
AUGGCUUACCACACCAGUACAUUUGCUGCAUCACUAAUGGCGACAGUUAUUAUUGUACUAGUAGUCGGCGUGGGGCAUUUGCGCACUUCCCUUGGAGCUCCUAUUUGCGGCGACACGCCGGCGAAAGAUCAGACGGGGUUCGCUGAUUAUGUACGUGUCCUUCUUAACGAUCUGGUCAAUGAAACGACAUCCGUGCUCCCAGAUAAGUUCACCUAUGACUCCAUGAUUCCAGGAAUUGGCGGUCCUGGUUCCGUUUCAGGCACUGGCACUUGUUACGAUCAAGGGGACAAAACUGCUGCGGAUUGCGGCAACUGUCUCUCUGAUUUGCGGCCGUAUUUGGACGAUUGCACAAAGAACUCUUCUACCGCGGGAGCUUUCUAUCAAGGAAGAUUGCCAGAUUCUCAGAAAGCAGAUCACUCAGAGAGAAGCAGUAAGCUAGCAGUUGUCUGCAAUUGCGAUUUCCAGUCACUGGCUCACUGCAACUGCGAGCCCCUGCCUGAACAACAGCAGCAUCAAUCAGCGAUUGUUGUUGAUGCACCAGCAGCUGUGAAUGGCAAUGCUGAUACUAGUGCUGCUGCUGGUGGUGAGUCAGAGCCCUCUCCCCUGCCUUUCGGGGCCAAACGUCCACUGAAAAGUGAUGUUUGGCCUCACUUUACAAGGUUUGUGGAUAAAGAUGGUGUAAUGAAAGCACGAUGCAAGUACUGUCGAAAGGUUCUUGGUGGUGACACCAGCAAUGGUACCUCUCAUUUGAGGAACCAUACAAAGGUUUCUCUAUGUUCCUGCCCCCCCCCCCAUACUAGUGAGAAACUUGCAAGUGUGCUCCGAGAGGCCCUAAUGUCAUGGAAUGUGGACUAUGCUGGAAAGGCUGACAUUCAAGGUUUGGAGACUUGCUUCUCUGCGAUGACAAUGGAGGAUCCAAGUUGUGAAGAGUUUAAGAAAGAAGAUUUUCAAGGUAGCCAGAGUCGUACACUCUUGGACAUUGAAGAUUGAAGUGUGCUGCUGGUGAAUGGUGAUUGUUGUGCUGGGUUGCUGGAUUUUGUUUGCUGACUGAUUGCUUGAUGAUGAUGCUGCUCGAUAAGACUGAAACUGAAGGGUGAAGAGAACUACUGCUGCUCUUUUUUGUUGUUUGGUUCAAUUUGGAACUUGUUUUUUUUGGUUUGGUUUAUGGCUAUAUGCCUUUAUGGAUGUUGGAAUCCAAUUUCGAACAUGUUUUCUUUUGUUUGGAUGAUGAAUUAUUGAUGU